GCGCUUGCGGUGUCCACGUCAGUUCCAUACCGCUUGUACGGUUUGGCCCGCGGUUUUCCUGCGACGUGACACGUAAACAGCGGCUCGCUCGAAACCUCGUGGCAGUCGAUGAACGAAACGUUCACGCAGAUGACAAUUUACCUGGACAUUUCCUAGCGUAAACAAGUGCAACGAAGAUGCAUUGGACGCUGUGCGCGCUGAUAAUCGGCUCGUUUGGAUGCAAGUACAUCCUCGGCCAGGCGCAACGGGUCCCGCCAGGUGUACCGCCUCAGCACUAUCAGCAGCAUGGUCAAGUGCCGCAUCAUGUACCGCAACAUGCACAACAAGUACCGCAGCAACAAUAUCAAGUACCCCAACAACAACAGGUUCCUGUUCAGCAAGUACCAAUGCAACAAGUACCUGUGCAACAGCAGGUACCCAUGCAGCAACAAGUACCCAUGCAACAGCAGGUACCUGUGCAACAGCAGGUACCUGUGCAACAACAAGUACCCAUGCAGCAACAAAUGCCUGGUCACCAACCUCAACAGCCACAUGAUCAUGGUCAUGGAGGGCCACCUCAAUUGCUCAACACUGCCAAUAUAGCUCAUGAAAAAGAGCACAUUGCUCAUCAUGCUGAUGUUCCAAUCGAUACCAGCAAGAUGACAGAUCAAGAGCUGCAGUUUCAUUAUUUCAAAAUGCAUGAUGCAGAUAAUAAUAAUAAGUUAGAUGGUUGUGAACUGAUCAAGUCUCUUAUACAUUGGCAUGAACAAGGUAGCUCAGAAUCCGGUGCGCAAGGCGAGAAAUUAUUCAAGGAUGAGGAAUUGGUGCAAUUAAUAGACCCAAUACUUAGCAUGGACGACAGUAAUAACGACGGCUACAUCGAUUAUCCGGAAUUUAUUCGAGCCCAACAGAAUGCCGCGGCUAAUGUACGUACAUAAUAAUGAACAAAAGUCUAGUAUGGACUUGCGAUCAAAAGAAAUUUUGGGAAAUCGAAGAAACAUCCACGGUGAAAUGUUGGUUUUCAUCGUAGGUGUUUCGUGCUGUAUUAUUGACAUUGUUUAUUCUAUGUGCAUAAUGAAACAAAAUUGGUGUUUGUGAUAAUUUAUCCUUCAUUGACUUAAUUAUGAGUUAAUAAGAAAAAUAAGAAAGUAGAGAAUACAGGGAAAAAAGGGGAAUUUUUUUAUUAAUGUUAUACACAUAGAAACAAUAUAUUGGAAAAAAAUGCAUAAUUGAAAAUAACAUAAUGUACAAUUAAAGAAAUAAUUGAGGAGUAUUACAUUCCUCUUAAUUAUUUCUGUUCGACGAGAUUAAAUUAAUAAUGAAAGUGUUUAUUGCGUCUCAUUAUUAUGUAAGAUGGUCAUAAUGUUUCUAUUAUUGUUAUUAAAUUGGAUUUUUAAUACAUUAGAAGAUACUAUUUUUAAAUGAGUAUAGAGUAUUAUGGAAUACCUCUGUGUGUUAAUAAAUAAAAUGGCCAUUCAUCAGUUUUUUUCUUGAAAUAAUUUUGCAAAAAGUAUAAUUUAUUCAAAAGUAUAAGUUUAUAACAGUUAUUUGUGCAACAAGUGCAGGAAAUUGGCUAAUUGCCCAUAAAUACGGGAAAUGGACGUCUCGAAAGCAAGUGCGUUCACCGCACGUAUGGGCAAUAGCCGAUCCACGUUUCACACACUAUAUUUUUUGUUACCUGUUCCUCGAAAUGUUGGUCCUUGAAUGUAAAUUGACAGAUCACUUAAAAAGAAUAAGGAUCAUUUUCGGUGCACAGGUAACGAAAAAUAAUAUAUCGAGAUAAUAAGAAAAUUAAUGUUUCAUUUUUUAGUAAAUAUUUCUAAAUAAUACUAUUAAGAUGUAGAGUAUUUUCCAUGUAAUAAUAAUGUAUAUAUACGUUUAUCUAAUAUGUAUCAGUUAAAAAUUUGUUCAUAAAUUUUAUUAUGGCAUUCCAAA
Messenger RNA from Monomorium pharaonis (pharaoh ant), 1914 nucleotides. RefSeq names its product multiple coagulation factor deficiency protein 2 homolog. Lineage: Eukaryota; Metazoa; Arthropoda; Insecta; Hymenoptera; Formicidae. Gene Ontology annotation, molecular function: calcium ion binding. The transcript is spliced from 6 exons. Bases 177 to 917 code for a protein of 246 amino acids. The record is from RefSeq and is a predicted model, not a curated record.